GCAGAACGAAAGUGAUUGCAUAAACGACACACGAAAACCGGUAUAAACCGUGGACCGUUGCAACCAGAAAAGAAGGAAGAAACGCUUGCAGUUUCGUGCGAGUGAUGCUGUUCGCACGAAAGCGAAAGUGACGCACGUGUUGUUCGAUAUUCGUAUUUUCGAACUGGUUACCUCCAUUUUUCUUCUCUCAUUCGUAUUAUUGUGCUACCAUCACAUUGGAGGAAUUUAUCGUACGGGGGUCAUCGGGACGGGUCUUUCUUCAACGGUGAAACGAAAUCGGGAAACGCGUUAUCGAUGACCCGUUGCUUUUAUCGACAUUCGUUCAACGACAGCGAAGAAGAAAAGUCGAUGGAAGAAGAGUGUUAAAAGAAACGAUCACAAUAGUGCGAGUUUUCGUUAUUUUACGAAGACAGUUCCAAUUUGCAACCAAAGGGCUGCUGGAUCUUUCCCGAGGCUGAAGGUAUCUGAAGAGCAACGUUUCAGGAAAUCAUGGUAAAGGCGUACGGGGGUGUGUUGAUCGUGGCGGAUGUGUUGCUUCUUCUUCUAAAAAUUCUUUGCUACAUCGUUGAAGCAACGUACAGGUUGUUCGUGCCAGCCGAAGAAAAAAGUGUCCUUGGAGAAAUUGUUCUGGUCACAGGUGCUGGUCAUGGCAUUGGCAGAGAAUUAGCAUUAAAAUAUGCGGCUUUGGGUGCUACUGUUGUCUGUUGGGACUUGAAUCAGCAAGGAAACGAAGAAACUGUGAGCGAAAUUAACAAAUUGGGUGCAACUAAAGUUUACGCUUAUAAAUGCGAUGUGUCGAAUAGAGAAGAGGUGUUUAAGGUAGCUGAGAAAGUCAAGGAAGAAGUUGGAAAUGUGACUAUCCUAAUCAACAAUGCUGGCAUAAUGCCUUGUCGUGCUUUCCUGGAUCAUACACCUGAAGAUAUUAAACGAAUAUUUGAUAUCAAUGUAAUGGCACAUUUCUGGACCAUGCAAGCUUUCUUGCCCAACAUGAUUAAAAAAAAUUAUGGUCACAUUGUUGCCCUUUCAUCUAUGGCUGGAAUUAUUGGUCUGGCUAAUAUCGUUCCUUACUGUGCCUCAAAGUUUGCAGUCAGAGGAUUAAUGGAAGCUUUAAACGAAGAGAUCAGAGGAAUGAGCAAGGAUAAAACUUCAAAUAUCAAUUUCACAACAAUUUAUCCGUAUAUGGUGAACACGGGUCUCUGUAAAAAUCCAAGAAUCAGAUUUCCAAGCAUCAUGUCGCUCGUUUCGCCGGAACAAGCAGCUGCUGAAAUAGUUAAAGCACAGAGGCGAAAUUACACAGAAUUAUCUAUCCCCUCCUGUUGGCUAUACGUUAACGCCUUUCUCAGAUGUACUCCCGACGGGAGUUUACGCUCUACGUUAGACUUCUUUGACGCCGGCCUCGAAGCAGAAAGUUAGCGAAUAUUUAAUAUUCCUACAUACCGUAUAAAGAAGUGUAUUGUGUAAUUAUAUAAGCACUGUGUAAGGACACGUUUAACAAAAAAUACAUUUGCUUCACAACGAUAUCAACAAGAUCAAAUACCAUUCACAACGAUAUUUAUAAACUAUCAAAAAAAAAUAAUCUCUUAUUUACCACGU
This is a messenger RNA of Osmia lignaria (orchard mason bee), 1593 nucleotides long. It is a transcript of the gene firl, whose product is annotated as firelighter. The record is from RefSeq and is a predicted model, not a curated record. Lineage: Eukaryota; Metazoa; Arthropoda; Insecta; Hymenoptera; Megachilidae. Gene Ontology annotation, molecular function: oxidoreductase activity, acting on the CH-OH group of donors, NAD or NADP as acceptor. Gene Ontology annotation, cellular component: lipid droplet.